AUGGGUCAAGCAUUUAGCGGUCCAAAUGCCUUCAAAUGGCUCAACUUCACGCCAAAAGCUACAGCUGUCAUUCAAGCAUCACCAUUUCUUCUAGUCUCCCUAUUUCUCACCCUUAUUGGCUUACAGUUUCUGGGUCUUCUGGGUUACUACAUCCACUACGAGACCAGUAAAGCAUACAAGAAGCCCAAAUCAGCUUCGACGUAA
Blumeria graminis f. sp. triticale is the source of this 204-nucleotide messenger RNA. Lineage: Eukaryota; Fungi; Ascomycota; Leotiomycetes; Helotiales; Erysiphaceae. The record is from the annotation of a GenBank genome assembly.